AUGGGCGAGUCAAGCUCGAUGCUGGCCAGCAGCGCGAACAUGACAAGAGCUAAAUCGGCUGUGUGGCGAGGGGUUGCCCAGGAUGCGGAGGCAGACCUGGAUGUCAAGACCGGGUGCUUGGUCCUGGAUGGAAAGAGCAUGCACGAGUUUGGAAGCGAGCUUCCCUUUCUGCAUGUCUCCAUGGCACAUUGCAUGGAGGAAGUUGAUCGGUCGGGGGGUCAAGUCAAACUCAUGACAAGGCUGGAUGGGGAGGAUCUGAGAUCCUACGAUUUUCAACCUCAACCCCUCCUGAUCACCCUCCCGCUGCUUCUUGCAGGCCCUCACGAGUUUGCGGUGUCGUUGAGAGCGAUGGAGGAGGAUGGCAGCAUGAGAGAUGAGGAUGCUAUCGACGAGCAGUUCUUCCUCUUCUUCACCUGCGACUUCCGCCCCCGGCUGAACUGGGUCUUCCCUCCAGCUGGGUAUGUCUUCAAGCGAAACUCGCAGAGGUUCCUCCGUUUCACCGUGGACGAUGUCGGUGACCCGAGCCGCUGCCAAGAAGGAUCGACGUCAUGCUCGGGGUACGAGCCCAUGGCCUACCAUGUGUCCUACUAUGUGAACGGGGAGAAGAUGGGGGAGAGGAUGAGGAGUGUCUACUUCCUGGGGCUGAGCUUCUUGCCGGACGGACAUCAUACUGCCUACGUGGAGGUUUCAGACAAGCACAAUCAGCCUCUGGGGAUCAAUCACUCGGUCUCCUUCAGCAUUGCGAGUGACGAAGAAUAUCUCGAGGAUGGGGAGAUGGCGGAAGUUGAAACUCCAUGCCCCGAAACAAGAUGUCCGAACGACUGCGGGGAGAUGGGGAGGAGAUCUGAGAGUCACUGUGUCUGUGCCCCAGAUUGGACAGGAGAGCGAUGUGAACAUCAUCUACUGAGCCAUCUGGCCUACCUCCCCACCAGCGACCCUCACAUGGCUGGCGAUCGCUGCGUCAAGAGCAAGGUCUGGGAGGAGAUGGCAGAGGAGCUGCGAGUGCGAUUGGAACAGCUUCAACACGCUACCGAUCAUCGUCAAUGCAGAAACUCUUCUCGCAUCUCAGUAGUUCGCAUCCGGGGAACCAACGGGCAUACCGGGUUUGCCUCAUUCGUGGAGCAGGUAGAAAACCUUGCGAUAGAUGCUCCUGACGCUUCUCCUGUUCGCAACCCCACGGCGAUUCAAGAUCGCUGGAGCACUGGCGGGAGCUUUCCGCAACGGCACGAUGCUCUACAGCAGGAAGAUCUCUCCUGCUACUUCCAGCCCUUGUUCUCAGUCCUGAAGACGUCAGCCGGCAUGAUAGCACAGAGGUGA
Messenger RNA from Guillardia theta CCMP2712, 1317 nucleotides. RefSeq lists its product as hypothetical. Lineage: Eukaryota; Cryptophyceae; Pyrenomonadales; Geminigeraceae. The transcript has 5 exons. Bases 1 to 1317 code for a protein of 438 amino acids. The record is from RefSeq and is a predicted model, not a curated record.